Molecule: messenger RNA, 3313 nt
Organism: Microplitis mediator
Lineage: Eukaryota; Metazoa; Arthropoda; Insecta; Hymenoptera; Braconidae
Gene: dor
Product: vacuolar protein sorting-associated protein 18 homolog
Exons: 16
Coding region: 228-3230 (1000 amino acids)
Biological process (GO): lysosome organization; intracellular protein transport; endosome organization
Cellular component (GO): endosome; HOPS complex
Molecular function (GO): protein-macromolecule adaptor activity
Source: RefSeq, a predicted model, not a curated record
GUUUGUUGAACCGCGUCCGACUGUCAAAUUUGACAACAAAGAAGUAGAAAAAUUUAAAUGUCAUAAUAAAUAAAUAUAUUUAGAAUUUUAAAUUCAUUUAAAAUUAACGUGCAGUGAUUCCUAUAAAAAAAAUCAAUAACUUGAUAAAGUAUCAACACAAUAUGUGAUAAAGUUUGAUUUUGUAUAUAAAGUUAGGUUAUUGCUAAUAAAUAAAUAAAAAAUUAAUAAUGACUUCGAUGUUUGAUCAAUAUGAAAGAGCAUCUCAAAGAUCAAAACCAUCCGGAUCAGAACUUAUGAAACCCGAUAUCAGUACCGCUGGAUUUAUUCAAAUGAAAUUACAAGAUGAGGAGCCCAUUUUCACGAGACAAAGAGUUAAUUUUAGACCGCCUGAUAAUAUUUUACAUUUAGCAGUUAGUAGUAAUUUUAUCAUGAUUGCUAUGGCUAACAAUGUAAUUUUAAGAAUAGAUGUUAAAGCUCCUGAAAAAAAAGAAGAAAUUGACAUAUCCAAAUAUGUAACAAAUAUGAAAUUAUCGGGAUUAUAUCUAGAUCCAUUGGGUAAUCAUUUAUUAAUUACUAUGGUUCCCAAAAAUGGUGAUAAUCCACCAGCAGAUUUGUUUUACUUACAUAGAACAUCAACUAAAUUGAAACAGGCUGGAAAAUUUCGAGGCCAUGAAAUAACUGCAGUUGCGUGGAAUUUUGCUAAUACAUCGGCAACAACAUCUGGUCCUAUCUUAUUUGGUACAUCAAAAGGUUUAAUUUUUGAAACUGAAAUUGGUUUAGAUGGAGAUAAAAUAUUUAAUACUAGUUUGGAACAAUACUGGAAACAGCUUCCUAAUUAUUUGCCUCUUUAUGCCAGUAAGGAAGUAGAUGGAUUGGUAUUUGAUAUUGGUGAAGAAAGUAAACCACCUAUUACUGGUAUAGCAUUUCACAAAGUACCUUAUUCUGAUAAAUAUAUUAUUAUUGUGACAACUCUUAUCAGAAUUUAUCAGUAUAUGGGUACAAUAACAAAUCCUCAGGAAAAACCAUUACUUCAACAGAUAUUUAGCAAGUAUCUUAAUGUCAAAGAACGUUUUAAUCAGUUAGAAAAUUCAUUGCCUUAUUCACGUAUGCAGUUUUAUUAUCCAGUAUCAAAAGGUAUACCAACAUCAUUUGGUUGGCUAACAGAAACUGGAAUUUUGUAUGCAGAGAUAGAUCCUAAAGGUGAUUCAGAUAAUGCUUUAAUAAAUCAAGAAAUGAUAUGUUGUCCUGAAACUAGUUUAAGUGGAAGUACAGUAUCACAAAUGUCAGUUGCACCAAUUAAUUUUGUAUUGACUAAAUUUCACGCUUUGUUACUUUAUAACGAUCAUGUCAAAGGUAUUUCGUUAUUGAAUCAAGAACUUAUUUUUGAAGAUAUAUACAACGAUACAUAUGGAAAAUUAGUUAAUAUAACAAAAGAUCCGACAACUGGAUCAAUUUGGGCUUAUACAGAGCGUGCAUUAUUUAAAUAUAAAGUUACCAAAGAAGAAAGAAAUGUGUGGCAAAUUUAUAUGGAGAAAGGUGAAUUUGGGCUUGCAAAGCAGUAUUGUCAAGAUAAUCCGGCUCAUAUCGAUCAAGUGCUUGUUAAAGAAGCUGAGAUGUUAUUUAAAAAUAAGGAAUUUGAAAAAAGUGCAAUGAUUUAUGCUGAAACCCAUUCUUCUUUUGAGGCAAUAUCACUUAAAUUUUUACAAGAUUUACAAAUAGAAGCUUUAAAAAUGUUUUUGAAAAAGAAAUUAGAAGGAUUAAGACCUCAAGAUAAAACACAAAUAACAAUGAUUGUUGUGUGGGUCGUUGAAUUGUUUAUGUAUCAAAUGGGAAAAUUAAGAAGUAAUAUAAUAUCUCAUAAUCAUAAUUCUGUUCUUAUGGAAUUACAAAAACAGUUUGAUAGUUUUUUAUGUAUACCAACUGUUGAAGAUUGUAUAAAAAAAAAUUUUACUACUAUUUAUAAACUAAUGGCUAGUCAUGGUGAUAAAGAUAAUUUAAUUCGUUUGACAAUAAUGCAUCGUAAUUAUGAACAAGUAAUUCGUCAGCAUCUUUUUAAAAAUAAUUACUUAGAAGCUCUUGAAGUUUUAAAAAGCCAAGGAAACAAAAAUCUUUUUUAUCAGUUUACUGGAAUUUUAGUACAAGAACUACCUAAGCCUACAAUCGCAGCAAUUAUUUCUCAAGGUGGACAAUUGCAGCCAUCAAAAAUUUUACCUGCAUUGGUAUCGUGUGAUAGUGAUGAGAAACAUGCAAAAGAAGUUAUGAAAUAUUUAGAAUUUUGUGUUUAUAAACAAAGCUGUCCAGAUCAAGCAGUGCAUAAUUUUCUCUUGUCAUUAUAUGCCAGAUAUAAACAAGAUGAAGUAAUGCGUUAUAUUGGAUCCCAAGGACAAGAUAUAACGAUGGUACCUUAUGAUGUUCAUUAUGCUCUACGUCUUUGUCAAGAAGCUGGUUUGACAGAAGCUUGUGUACAACUAUCUGCGCUUUUAGGCUUAUGGACAACAGCUGUUGAUCUCGCAUUGACUAUUAAUGUUGAUUUAGCUAAACAAGUUGCUGCGAUGCCAUCACAUCACGACAAUGAAUUGAAAAAAAAAUUAUGGUUGAAAAUAGCUGAACAUGUUGUACGAGAACGUAAUGAUAUUCAACAGGCAAUGGAAUUCCUUCAACAGUGUGAUUUAGUUCGCAUUGAAGAUAUUUUACCCUUUUUCUCUGAUUUUGUAACAAUUGAUCAUUUUAAAGAUGCAAUUUGUAAUUCUCUUCAGGAAUAUAAUCAACAUAUUCAAGAUCUUAAAGAAGAAAUGCAAGAAGCAACAAAAGCUGCUGAAAUAAUUAGAAAAGAUAUUCAAGCGUUUCGUACAAGAUGUACUUUUGUACAUGUUAGAGAUACAUGUAAUUCAUGUCAAGUUCAAUUGUUAUUGAGACCUUUUUACGUUUUUCCCUGCGGUCAUAGGUUUCACAAUGACUGUUUAAUUUCUGUUUUAACGCCAUUGUUAACAAUUGACCAACAAAUAAAAUUGACAGAUCUCCAACGCCAAUUAACGACAUUAUCCAAAAAACCUGAAGACACGACAUCCAUUGGAUCCGUGUCUUUAUCAACGAGAGAUCAAGUAAAAGCUGAUUUAGAUGAUCUCGUUGCUUCAGAAUGUUUGUACUGUGGAGAUUAUAUGAUCGAAUCGAUUGACAAGCCUUUUAUUGAAGAAGAAAACUAUGAAAGAGUUAUGGCUGAGUGGGCAUAAAUAUUUAUAAGUAAUAAUACAUUCUAUUUUUUUUUUUUUUUUUGUACAAAAAUACUGUAAGUAAAUAAAUAUUUAUAAUCCAU